Neoarthrinium moseri is the source of this 567-nucleotide messenger RNA. RefSeq lists its product as uncharacterized. NCBI's taxonomy places the organism in Eukaryota, Fungi, Ascomycota, Sordariomycetes, Amphisphaeriales, Apiosporaceae. The record is from RefSeq and is a predicted model, not a curated record. The coding region runs from base 1 to 567 and encodes 188 amino acids. The transcript has a single exon.
AUGAUCUCCCACACAGUACAGAGGAAUCACACAGACGCCUCCAAGGACCGGGCCGCUCUUCUUCGAAGCCGUGCCCAUGACUUUUGCAGGUCCUUGAUCUCACCACCUCCGCCGCGGGAGCUUUUGAAGGAAUUUUUCACUAGUGACAAUCCGUCCAUCAAAGAACACGGCCCAUCAUGGGCAACGUCUCAUCUGCAUUUCCUUGGUCGAGAGUUCAUGGGCGUGGAUGGUUGCGUGGAGUACUUUGAGCUUCUGUCCCAGUCACUCAGGAUGCAUCUCGACGAGGACAGCUUUCCCGGCAAAGACGCACUCGCUGUUGAUGCAGACACAGGAAAGGUCUCGGUUAUGGGCAAGGGUAAAUUUGAGAGUGUUGCGACGGGCCGAAGUUGGGAUGAGAAAUUCACUUAUGUGUUAAGUAACUGGGACGAGGACGGUCGAAUUGGCAAAUGGGACAUUUGGGCCGACCCGCUCAGCGCCUGGGCUGCCGUCGCAGAACACGAUGUUGACAAUUGGAAGAAGGGCGAGCAUCGGUCACUUGUCUCAAUAUCACAACACUUUCGAGAGUAA